Messenger RNA from Teleopsis dalmanni, 303 nucleotides. RefSeq lists its product as uncharacterized. The coding region runs from base 1 to 303 and encodes 100 amino acids. NCBI's taxonomy places the organism in Eukaryota, Metazoa, Arthropoda, Insecta, Diptera, Diopsidae. The transcript has a single exon. The record is from RefSeq and is a predicted model, not a curated record.
AUGGAAAAUAUACCAAAUUCACCAAAAACAAAUUUGAGCUAUCAACUCUUCUUGUAUCGUGAAGAACUACGUAAACGUAAUUCACAAUAUUUGAGACUCUCCAAGAAGAAAUUUGAAAUAACUGAUGAACUUAUUACGCAGAAGGUUAGUAAUCUAAACGAAUGCACUCCAGAGGAUAUAAAGACCAUAAACCAAGAGUUGGAAUUUAAACGUAAGCUGAAGUUGGAAAUAUAUCGUACGCGCAAACUUAUGAAUUUGGGUAUGAAAAAUGUUGGCCCGAAUACACCAAGCACCGAACUUUAA